AAUAAACUAUCGUCUUGUGUAAUUAUUAAGAUUUAUUUAAUUAGUUAUUGAUAUGGCAAGUGAAAAAAAUAUUUUUGGUCAAACAAAUGAAUCAAACUUACAUAAGGUCAUACGCAGAGUUGAAGAAAUAUGGAAUCGUCGUUUCAUGCAUUCCAAUUGUGUUUUAAAUAAUACAAAUAAAGGACAAAUAUCAAAAAAGUCAACUAAAGAUGGAAGAAUUAUCUAAUAUGAUGCAGCAAAGAGAAUUCGGAACACUUUUUCAGAAUGAAAAAUCUGAAAAAUAUAAAAAUGAAAUUUUAAAUUCAACAGAAAAAAAAAAUAUAGCAAUUUCAAAAGACAAUCCGCUAUUAAUAUCAGCUGAUUUGUUAGAAAAGAGUUUUCAUAAGAAAAAUUUGGAACGCAAAAAAUCCGAAAUAAAAAAACAACUUUUUGAGAUAUCUUCUAAUACUACUGCUCGACCAAAUUUAAAAAGAAAUUCAUCCGAAGAAGAUGAAAAAGUCAUAAAAAAGCCAAAAGUUAGUUCUAAUCCUUUGACCUUAAAUACGCCGAAUGACGUAAAUUUACUUGCUCUGUCCACUAUUGAAGUAAUAAAAGUACCAGAGAAAGAAAAAGAAGUAAUGCAAGAUCAGAACACAAAAUCUCUUGAUCAGUAUAAUGCACCUUCAUUUAAAUCGCCCACAUCAUGGUAUACUUCAGACACAAUUAAUGAGUACAUUAAAAUGAUAGUAAAACGGUCAGAAGGUGAAGUUUAUGCAGUUGUCACUGAUUUUAUUGUAGCGUAUCUUCGAGGAGGUUAUCCAGCUGUAAGAAGAUGGAUAAAAAAAGAUAUUCACACAAUAAAAUUACUUUUUGUGCCCAUGAAUGUAUAUGGGAGUCAUUGGAUAUUGACAGUGGUUAAUAUACCUGAAAAGACUGUGACAUCAUAUGAUAGUCUUAAGUCGUAUAAGGGUCCUUAUCCAAUGGUAUUAAAAAAUUUCUUAAUUGAAUGGGAGAUGGACAAAAAAGGAAAAGCUUCUACAUGGACAUUACAAAUAGGCGAGACAUCUCGCCAAACCAAUGGACAUGAUUGUGGGCCAUUUACUGUUGAGCUGGCAGAAAAAAUGUCUCGAGGAGAUACAACACCAAUAAAUGCAAAUUUUAUGCCUUUUAUAAGAUUAAGACACAAAAAUGAAAUUAUUGCUGGCGAGCUAUUCUAUUAAUAUUUUUAUGAAUGAAAUUUUAUUUUUGUAUUUUAUAUCAAUUUUCUUAAUAUUCACUAUAAAUUGAAAUUUUUAUUUGUAUACCACCAAACAUUUUUAUACUUUUUCUAUGUUUAAUUGUUGUUUUGUUAUUUUAUUUUAAUCUUAUUUUUCUUUGUAACAUUUCAUUUAAGAAAUUCAAAUUUAAUAUAAAUUUAUCUUAACUGAAAUAAUUUAAUGUUCUUGUUAUGUGAAUAUACAAAUAUUAUAAUAUACAGUUAUGGAUA
This is a messenger RNA of Daktulosphaira vitifoliae (grape phylloxera), 1465 nucleotides long. RefSeq names its product sentrin-specific protease 1-like. The record is from RefSeq and is a predicted model, not a curated record. The coding region runs from base 210 to 1199 and encodes 329 amino acids. Gene Ontology annotation, molecular function: deSUMOylase activity. Gene Ontology annotation, cellular component: nucleus. The transcript has 5 exons. Gene Ontology annotation, biological process: protein desumoylation. Lineage: Eukaryota; Metazoa; Arthropoda; Insecta; Hemiptera; Phylloxeridae.